Messenger RNA from Diabrotica balteata, 414 nucleotides. The record is from the annotation of a GenBank genome assembly. NCBI's taxonomy places the organism in Eukaryota, Metazoa, Arthropoda, Insecta, Coleoptera, Chrysomelidae.
AUGGUUGUCUCCUUCAAUUUGGUACAGACAGUCUUGAAGCCCUGCCCCCAGAUAUCAUUUUCGAGAUCCUGGAGCAGGUUACUUUACCUCUCUCCCUUAGAUCUUCUUAUCUCAUUCCUGUAUUCAUUCUGCAUUCGCUUUAUUUUAUUUAUUCUCUCUUAUUCUUCUUUCUGUGCCAUGCCAGAUUAUCGUGUGUUAAAUAUCAAAUUAGUCAUACUUAUUUUUUUACAGGCAGCUCGAAUAAGGAAUGCAGAGGAUCUUUUAAACCAGUUUCUCAUGUUUCUAAGCCGUGUCGUUCUUCUUCGACCUGGCCUCUACGUUUGUCUAUCUUGCCUUGUAUUAUUAAAUGGAGUAUAUUGUACUUAUUUGAAAGACACAUACCAUGACCAAAAUAUUGCAGAUGGUGAAUUUUAA